Messenger RNA from Armigeres subalbatus, 1929 nucleotides. It is a transcript of the gene frj, whose product is annotated as lysophospholipid acyltransferase 7. Gene Ontology annotation, molecular function: lysophospholipid acyltransferase activity. Lineage: Eukaryota; Metazoa; Arthropoda; Insecta; Diptera; Culicidae. The record is from RefSeq and is a predicted model, not a curated record. Gene Ontology annotation, biological process: phosphatidylinositol biosynthetic process; lipid modification. The transcript has 4 exons. Gene Ontology annotation, cellular component: membrane; mitochondria-associated endoplasmic reticulum membrane contact site. The coding region runs from base 258 to 1694 and encodes 478 amino acids.
GUCAGGUUCAUUUUUUUUAUUUUCACAUUAUACGCACCGUAUUUUCACAAAGGUCGACGGGAACGUCGAUACAUCUUGCAGUGUUUUGAGAAUUUCUUUCAAUGGAAUUACAGUUGUUACUGCUAAUAAGCAAAUCAUACUCUGAAAAACAGUGAAAUUUUCAUCUUAGAGGUUUCCAGUUUCAAUCGAACAAUCUGAUCAAUGAGUGUAAUUUAAUUAAGGCCAAUAAACCCGAGGCAAAAAGUGGAGCGUCAAUAAUGACGGACGACAUCAUCUAUCUGGUACUUCUGGGCUCGUGCAUCGGAUUCGGUCAGUUUUAUCGCAAAAUACAGAACUGCGAUGAGAAGAAAUGGAUCGGAACAUCAUUCGGGCUGCUCGUGGUUGUUAUGGCGUCGGGCCUACAUACGGUCCACAUGCUGUUCUCUUAUCUAGUGACUUCACUUAUUAUCAUUUACCUUAAUCGCAAGAAAUGUCACCUGAUUAGUUUCGGGUUCAUGUUUGGGUACUUAUUCUUUUUCCGUUCGGUCACGUACUUGGGCUUCCAGGCUCCCCCUGGCCACAGCAAUAUGAUCCAGAUGAUUCUCACUUUGAAACUGGUUGGGCUGGCUUUCGAAGUUAAUGCCGCUCAUUUGAAAUCGAUCGGUAUUGGGGAAGCGAAGAAAAGCGACAAUCAAGACAAAGACGCUACCAAAGCUGUGGAAGUUUUGUCGGAAAACGAAAAGGCACUCCUGAAGUUGGAUAUGUUGGAAGUUUUCCACUACAGCUUCAACUAUGUCGGAAUACUUACGGGGCCGUACUUCACAUACAAGACAUACCGCGAUGCAAUUUAUCUUCCGUUCAGUACGAAGGCUAACUGCGUUGAAAGUACAAUAAAAAAGCUCAAAUUUGUUCCACUGUACGCUGGAUUGUUCCUGUUGGUGUCAUAUAUUUGGCCAUUGAAUUAUGCCACAUCAACUGAGUUCUAUCAGGACCGUUCCUUCAUUUAUCGGUUGAUGUAUGUUUGGCCAACAUUUUUCAUCUUCCGGAUGAGGAUCUAUACUGGGAUUUUGUUGAGUGAGUGUGUUUGUACAAUGGCCGGAUUUGGCGCGUACCCAAAAGUUUGCGGGAAUAAAAGUGGCCAUGGCCCAAGUCAGGACUGUUCUCCAAUGAUUAGUAAUCCGGACGAUCAGGAAUAUGACUUCGAAACCAUCCGCAAUAUUGACGUAAUCAAUACGGAAAAGUGCUGGACAUUCCGCGAGGCAAUGAAGUACUGGAACAUGUGCGUGCAAUACUGGAUGGCAAUGUACGUAUACAAGCGUUUUCCUAGCAAGAAGUACCGCACGUUGGCCACUCUGGCUGUAUCAGCCCUUUGGCAUGGAGUCUACGCUGGGUAUUACUUCUGCAUUUGUGGGGCCCCAUUCUACCUACCCAUCGAGGACUUGUACAUGAAACUUUUCAUCAAAGACGCAACUGGUACAAAGCGGCAGGUAUUGAAUGUAAUAUGUUGGAUUUCAAAGUUUUUUGCCUUCUCAUACAUGGGAAUCGCUUUUCUGCUGUUGACUAUUGAGAAAAUUUGGUUCUACUAUGGUUCGGUGUAUCAUUUUGCAUAUGUUAUGUGGGCGGUUUUGUAUGGGGUGGGCGUUAUGCUUGCUAAAAAUCGGAAAGCUAAAGCUAAAAGAGCGGAAAAGGCCUCUCAGCAAAGUGAAGGGAAGUAGGAUUAGAUUUAUCCCCAUGAGAUUUUAUUGUCUAGUGGUAGUUUUCUUUAUCUAACGGAUCGACUCGAAAUAAUAAUUUGUUAUUUUGGAUUACAUUAGAAUAAGUAAAAACAUUCAAAGUAGAAGAUUUUCCGACAUAACACUUUAAGAAUUAGUUCAAACAGAUAUUAAUUUUUGAAAUUUGCAAAUAAAAUUUACAUAGAUGUAUGUAAUUCUUCCGAAACGUGAAGUAGAU